AUGUUUUUAUAUUUACUAUUACCUUCACUUUGUUUAGCUUAAAGAUUUCUUUAAGCAGACGAGACUUGUUACGGUGUAAUUUUGGAUUGCGGAUCUUCAAGCACAAAGACAACAAUAUAUUCUUGGCCAUGCAGAACUGGUAAAGUAUAUCCCCUAACCGACAUCUAUUAAGAAUCCCAAUAACUGAAGACAAGUCCAGGGAUAUCCACAAAAUAUCCAGAUGAGAUCUCAACUUAUCUAGCCCCCAUAUUUGAUUUCAUUAAUUCUAAGGUGCCUGUUGCUCAAAAACAAUAUACCCCAAUAUUUAUGGGAGCAACUGCUGGAAUGAGGUUAUUGGAUAUCAAUAAAUAAAAUACACUUAUAGAUGAGAUCAGGAAGCAGUUGAGUAAGAGUGGUUAUUUGUUCGUGACUGACAGUUGGGCUAGAGUGAUAUCAGGUCAAGAUGAGGCCACAUAUCUUUGGUUGGGAGUUGAGUAUCUUUUGGGUAAAACUGAUGGAAGUUUAAUCACCAUAGACUUGGGAGGAGCAUCAACCCAGAUUGCAUUUAAAGUGGAUUACAUGUAAUAUGAAUCGGACAUUGUUACAUUGACAUUGCCUGAUGAAGACAUUAAUUUAUAUGCCAUUUCUUAUCUUGGUUACGGCAAUGAUUAAGCUAGAGAUGCUGUUCUUGCAAAAAGCAUAAGUGGAACUUAAGUCAUUAGUCCAUGUUAUCAUUAAGGAUAUACUGGAACUUGGACCUAUUAAAAAGUCUAGUACUCCUUAUCAGGAAGUGGGAGUGUGGAGCAAUGUUAAGCUUUGAUUCAAUCUUUCAUCAAUAGCCAAUGUAGAACAGUAGGCGAUGAGUUGUGUGGAAUCAAUAGUAUUGAUUAACCUUCAUUACCUACUUCCUAUUCCAUUUAUGCAGUAAGUGGAGUAGCUACGAUUGCUAACUUUCUUCAACUUAGUACAUUCAAGUUACCACAAUUAUUAAGUUAAGCCUAAGCAUUCUGCUAGAUGAGCUGGUCCCAAGUGUAAGCCAAUUCGACUUAUUCUGCAAACCAAUAUGUAGGUACUAACUUUUUCUUAUCACUCUACGUUCAUUAACUAUUGUCCGUCGGUUACAAUAUUCCAGACACUAUGUAAAUUUGCAGAAUUAACUUUAGGGAUAUCAAUGCUCCAUUAGCAAUUAACUCUCAAACGCCAACCUGGGCUAUGGCUGCUGUGCAAUAUCAAUUGGCUUAGAUCGACUGCGAUUUAGAUAGUUCUGUUUGUCAAGGCUCUAUUUUACAUUUGAUAGCAUUCUUUUGCUUAAUGGUAUUUUAUUGA
Molecule: messenger RNA, 1305 nt
Organism: Paramecium tetraurelia
Lineage: Eukaryota; Ciliophora; Oligohymenophorea; Peniculida; Parameciidae
Exons: 4
Biological process (GO): nucleoside diphosphate catabolic process
Cellular component (GO): membrane
Molecular function (GO): nucleoside diphosphate phosphatase activity
Source: RefSeq, a predicted model, not a curated record